CCGGGCCGCGCGGCCAUUGGCUGCGGGAGGCGGAUCUGCAGGUGUCCUCCGCUCUUAGAGGCGCGGGGCGGAGAGAAGGUGAUCAAUCUCCAUCCGUCUCACAAAUCACCUAAACACUCUGACAGACGCGCGGCGACGAGCCCCCGACAGCAAAUCAGUUUGAUUUAUUUGGCUGCAACCAAAAAAAAAAAAAAAAAACAACACCCGCAACCGCAGCGAGGACGCGGCGACGCCCGUGUGUUGCACCGCAGACCUGCCCCGCGUGAGAGCGAGUGUGCGUGAGUCCCGCGUGAUGCUGUGAACUCUGCGGUUUGUUUCCGAGCGACUGUUCCUGCUGCUGGAUUUUACUCUGCUGCUCCGGGAGCCGCGGCGCCAGAGGAAGAGGAGAAAACAACAAGUUCCUUGGAUCGGUCCCCUGACCCGUCAAGCUGCAGCAUCGGGGGAAACCGAACCAGUGGCCGGAGCUGGGUGGAGCAGUGACCGCCUGCAGCAUGAUGUCCUACCUCAAGCAGCCCCCGUACGGCGUCAACGGCCUCGGGCUCAGCGGCGCGGCCAUGGACCUGCUGCACCCGUCAGUGGGCUACCCAGCGACGCCCAGGAAGCAGCGGCGGGAGCGAACCACCUUCACCCGCUCGCAGCUCGACAUCCUGGAGUCUCUGUUCGGUAAGACCCGGUACCCGGACAUCUUCAUGCGGGAGGAGGUGGCGCUGAAGAUCAACCUGCCGGAGUCCCGCGUCCAGGUGUGGUUCAAGAACCGGAGGGCCAAGUGUCGCCAGCAGCAGCAGAGCGGCAGCAAUGCCAAAGCCCGGCCGCCCAAGAAGAAGUCCUCCCCGGCCCGGGAGAGCACCGGGUCCGAGAGCAGCGGGCAGUUCACGCCUCCGGCCGUCUCCAGCACCGGCUCGUCCUCCUCCUCGUCCUCCACCACCAACCACACGGGCCCGGUGGCGCUCAGCAGCACCUCUACCUCCAUCAGCACCGUCUCCUCCAUCUGGAGCCCCGCCAUCUCCCCCGGAAACGCUCCUGCUCCCGCCGUGGCCCCGCUCCCCGAGCCCGGACCCCCGUCCAACGCGUCCUGCAUGCAGCGCUCCAUGUCAGGCUCCGCCGCCGCCGCCACCUCCUACCCCAUGUCCUACAACCAGACGCCGGGCUACGGCCAGGGCUACCCCGCCCCGUCCGGCUCCUACUUCAGCGGCGUGGACUGCGGAUCCUACCUGGCCCCCAUGCACUCUCACCACCACCCCCACCAGCUCAGCCCCAUGACGGCCUCCUCCAUGUCGGGCCACCCUCACCACCACAUCAGCCAGUCGUCAGGCCACCACCACCACCACCACCACCACCAGGCCUACGGCGGCUCCGGCCUGGCCUUCAACUCGUCCGACUGCCUGGAUUACAAAGAGCAGACUGCAGCCUCCUCGUGGAAGCUCAACUUUAACGCCACAGACUGCUUGGACUACAAAGACCAGGCCUCCUGGAGGUUCCAAGUCUUGUGAUCUUGUGUUUUUUCCUCCCUCUCCUCCUCCACCUCCCCCCCCCCCACCCCCUGCUCGCCUGCUCCCUCUUUCACUCUCCAGAUUUAGCGAACUGCUCGUUUUUUAAAAGACAAAAAGAGUUUAUGAACCAUAAGACGACGAGACGGCAGCAGGAACGCUCAGCAAACCGGACUUUGUUUUAUUUCUCCUCCUCCCUCUCGUCCUCCACGUCUUUUUAAAAAUGAAAAAUAUAUUAAAAAAAAGAAAGAAGAGCAGCCCCCCCCUCCAGUCGUGUGAAGAGAAGAGUCCAGGAGCUGUUUCCUGACGUGAGGAGCGGAGGGGUUUUCACAAGCCCCCUCUUGGAUCAGCUUAAACUCUUUUUCUCCACAUUAAAAACAGAAGAAGUCAUUUGAACCAGCAGCUCUCUGGAUACUUUCCCCCCCGCUGCAGGACCUGAGUCCUGCUCCGCCCUCGUUCCCUCGUUCCCUCCGACCCAAUCGAACCCUGUACAGUUUUUAUUUCUGGAGAAAAUUUGUUAUUUUAGGAACGACAGAGAUUUUUAGUCAGCUGCGUUGAGGAGCUGAAAUCUGUAAAUAUGUAUUUGGGUCAGUUACAGUGACCAUGUUUAGUUGGUGUUUUUUCUGGAUUUUAAAUUGUUUAUUACCACUUUGGGAGAAAAAAAAGUCAAAAAAAAAAAGUGUAUGUAAAUCUUUCCAAAUAUUCCAAAGAGAACAAAUUGGCCAUAAAGUUCAGUUUUUAUAUUCAUCGUUUGACUCGGAGAGGAAAUGUUGGGGCUGUUUUGAAAUGUCUGAGGAGGAAGCAGAUCUGUUCUGGGCCGGAGUCCAGGUCCGGAUGUUCUGAUGGUUCUGAUGGUUCUGAUGGUUCUGAUGGUUCUGAUGGUUCUGAACCUCCUCCUGUCCAUCCUCUCUGGGGCUCUGUCGUGAUGUUCGAACCCGCAGCACUUGGCUUGAUCACUGGAGUCAAAGCAUUUUUCUUUUAAAACUAUUUUUUUUUUGUUGCAGAGGAAAUGUGGAUUUAUAAAAACUCCAACAUGGCAGUGAGAUGUUGAAUGUAUCUUUGAGGCGACCACCCUUACAUACAUGUUCAUCCAAUAAAGAUCCGUUAAGUCAUA
Hippoglossus stenolepis (Pacific halibut) is the source of this 2601-nucleotide messenger RNA. RefSeq names its product orthodenticle homeobox 1 (gene otx1). The transcript has 4 exons. Lineage: Eukaryota; Metazoa; Chordata; Actinopteri; Pleuronectiformes; Pleuronectidae. Gene Ontology annotation, molecular function: DNA-binding transcription factor activity, RNA polymerase II-specific; RNA polymerase II cis-regulatory region sequence-specific DNA binding. Bases 492 to 1490 code for a protein of 332 amino acids. Gene Ontology annotation, cellular component: nucleus. Gene Ontology annotation, biological process: multicellular organism development; regulation of transcription by RNA polymerase II. The record is from RefSeq and is a predicted model, not a curated record.